UCAAAUUACAACAUCAAUGUUCAGUCCUUAGAAAAUCAUUUGAAAUGGCUGCAGAGAAAAAAGACAAAACACCUAAUGAAAGGGAGAUGGAACUCUAUGAGCUUCAUAUAUUUUACCUUGAGAAAGAAGAAUCUGUACAAGAAUUUUUGAAUAAACUUCCAAGUACCAUGGUAAUAAAAGAAGAAAUUGACACCAAAUUAGGCAAUCUUCCAAAAUAUUCAAAAUACACGAGGAGCUGUUCUUGGAUCAUUGAAACAUCUUUGGGGAACGCCUUCUCCACAAACAUUUUCAAUCAUUGGGUUGAGCAUAAGCCAUCAAGAGAAAUAAUGUCGUGGCUGCAAACUUUGCCUCUGAAAAGACGUUCCUUCCGAGCUCCAGAAACCAUAGUAGAAUGUAAUGUCAAAGUUAUGGGUGGAAGUAUGACUUCUCCUGUUGAAUUCGUCAAACACUGGGAAGAGGUAGCAGUUGCUGAGUUUCAACAAGACUCGUCCGUGUUAGUUUUAACAAUCUCUGCUGGCAUUGCGAUCGAGAUCAAGUUAUCGCAUUACAUUCUUCAUCAACAUAGUAUCAUGCAGUUACAGAAUGACAAGACUAUCUUUUGUUUUAACGUGAAAUUUUGUCCAAAAUUAUUUAAAGAUCCAUACAACAGAAAACAAAGGAUUUCUUGCAGAGGAACCAGGUAUCCGGAAUUUGGUCUGUUAACGAGUUUCUGUGUACAGUUUAAAAAUGAAAGUCCUAUAACAUCCAGAUUGUUGUGGUACCUAAGAUAUGUUGACUUUGCCAUUGUUCAUACUCAAUUGAGCGUUAGUGAUCAAGUCCAGGAAAUGAAUCUGGAAAUUAAAAAUUUUGAUAAUGCCUAUGCCUGGAGAUCUCUCUGCUGUCAGGGAUAUAAGGUAACCAACCAAUUAAGGACACUCGGUUUGGAAGAAAUUUUAUCAGAGGAAUGUAAAUAUUCCGACGUGUUUACAACACUGGCCGACCAUCUUGCCGGAAAACCAUUCUUUCAUUUAAAAGAAGAAAUGCAAGAUGCAAUCAAACUGACAGAAAGCUAUGGAUUUGACAAUAAAGUACCUAAAAACUACACAAUGGUUCGAAGAGCUGUGCUUACACCGUCCAGACUAAUUUUGUUGUCCAAAGAACCAGUAUAUUUCAAUAGAAUUUUACGCCAGUACAAUGCUGAUUAUUUCAUCCGACUGGUUUAUCGGGACGAAGACUUUGAGAAAAUAAGCGGAAUGAAAUACAGAGGACCUCAGCAUUUGUUAGAGGACAUGAAACAACAUUUUAUUAAUGGCUUUACUAUUCAUGACCGUCAUUACGAGUUUCUUGGAUGUUCCAACAGCCAACUUCGAGAACACAGCUUUUGGUUUUUCAGCUCGUACGAUUGUAUCACAGCCAAAUUCAUCAGACAAAGCUCUGGUGAUCUAUCCAAGGAACGGUGUGUUGCAUCUUACGUGUCUCGAUUUGGUCUUUGCUUUUCGUCGUCUUGGAAUACACUAACUAUUGAAGAACAUCAAGAAGUUCGUUUUGAAAAAGACGUAACAAGAAACGGAUAUUGUUUCACAGACGGUAUUGGAAAAAUUUCGAAAAGGCUUGCAGCAAAGGUUGCCAAAAGUAUGGAUUUGAAUAUUGUUCCCUCGGCUUUCCAAAUACGUUACGGUGGAUGUAAAGGAGUAAUUGCUAUAGAUCCAUCAUUGGGAGAAAAUAGAGAAAUAAUUGUUAUACGGGAAAGUAUGAAAAAGUUUGAAUCAAACUCAAAAAGUCUGGAGGUAUUGCAGGUUUCACGUCCAGUUCCACUUCACCUUAACCGACAAGUCAUAACGCUCCUCUCAGGACUAGGAAUUUGCAACAAUUAUUUUCAAGAUCUCCAAGAGACAAUGUUAUAUGAAUUGUCAAAAAUGCUUUUUGAUAAUGAUGCGGCAUUUGUAAAUCUUAGAGAGCUUUCAAUCGGCAUUGAUUUUGAAAAUCUGCACCGAGAAGGAAUUAGUUUUGUUUGCGAGCCUUUUUACAGGUCUCUUCUUUUGUGUAUUUUUCAUCAGAAGCUUAAAGAUUUGAAAAACAGAACAAGAAUUAGAAUUCCUCUUAAUAAAGGUCGAUUUAUGAUGGGCACUUCAGACGAAACUAAGACACUGGCAUACGGACAAGUGUUUAUACAGUAUUCUACAGAACUGCACCAUCCUAUGAUAAACGUAAAAACUGUUCUGGGUAAAGUAGUAGUCACAAAAAAUCCUUGUUUUCAUCCAGGAGAUCUUCGUAUACUUGAAGCAGUGGAUAUCCCCGGACUUCGACAUAUGGUUGACUGUAUUGUUUUCCCUCAGCGUGGUUCUCGGCCACAUCCAAAUGAAAUGUCCGGUUCUGAUCUUGAUGGAGAUGAAUAUUUUGUUUGCUGGGAUGAGCGACUUCACUCGAUUAAAAACCAAAUUCCAAUGGAUUUUCCAAAAGCUAAAAAGAAACGUCUUGAAUCAUAUAUAACGGUACCAGACAUCAUUGAGUUUAUUGCAAAUUACAUACAAAAUGACAACUUAGGAAUCAUCGCAAAUACUCAUCUGGUCUUUGCGGACUAUGAAAUGGACGGAAUAUUUUCAAGUUCAUGUCUUCAAUUAGCAAAAAUGCAUUCUGAUGCUGUGGACUUCCCGAAGACUGGCAAUGCACCGUCAUUACAAAAUUUUGAGUCUCCAAAAGAGUAUCCAGAUUUUAUGAUGAAAAGAGAUAAGCUACAAUACACGUCUUUAAAAAUAAUCGGAAAACUUUUUCGACAGUGCCGAUUUUUACUUUCAAAAACUCAUUCUCAAGCCUUUUUCGAUGGUAUUGGUGUGAGUGAUAUAACUGAUCUUCCUUUGUCACAAAUAGAUAUUGAAAAUGCUAUUUUACAAAGGAAUGUUUACAACGAGAGUAUCCUACAAAUAAUGAAUGCUUAUGGCAUUGAAAAUGAGGCGGAAGCGUGUACCGGAUUAGUCGAGUCACCAAAGACCAGAAGAGGUUGCUUAAAAGGCGAAACAUAUAACGUUGAAAAGGCCCUUCGGUCUCAAAUAUCCGUUUUAUUUGAACGAACUAGAACAGAGUUUUUCAGAGACUUUGGCGGAGAAAAAAAGUUAUCUGAACUAAAGAGUAUGAUAAUUUCUAGAAAAGCGUUGGCAUGGUAUACAGUAACUUAUGAGGAUCGUUUCAGAACACCCAAACAAUUACUGAGUUUUCCUUGGGUAGUGGCUGAUGUUAUAUGCCAAAUAAAACUGAAAACACUGCGAAACAAUGCUCUUCACAAAAUAGAACGAAGUAUUCAAACGAAGAUAAAGUCUUCUGAAUUAGAUAAAAAAAGAACUAUUAACAAACUACGUCGUGUGAUUCAGACUAACAUCCCUCGGAAAAUACAUUCUAAAUUUUUAUUUGAACAUGAACUGUUUUCAGCCAAUUGCUGCAAUGAAUUUCUCGGAAUAGAAAAAAAAGAUCUCAAGAUAUUUUUAAGAUAUAUGGAACGUCAUCAAGAUCAUUCAUUUUAUUCUGAACAUGACAUAUUUCAAAGAGGGUUUAUAUGCUUUCCUAUCAAAAUAUCUUCAAAUGAAAAGGGAUUCGUGACUUUAGUUACAGAUGAAAAUAUAAAACAAUUGUGUGGAAGACUGAAUAACUUCAUUCAAAAGUCCCAUGAAUUAAGAUAUAUUGCGCAAAUCCUUCUCGAGAACAUACGAGAAAGUAAUUACGAUGGAGGACCAAUAGAUAUUUAUGAAUGUGUCUUUCCAUUGAUGCUAUUAGAAGAAUCAGCAAAUCAGUAUGUAGACCGGAACAGGUUAAGUUCGAGUAUUUUUUCAGAACUGUUGUUAUGUUGUUUAAGAAAUGCAAGAGGAUUUGUCGAAAAUUGUGUACAUUCGUCAUGCCUACCCACUCCCUUUAAACAGUGGUUAGUAAGAAAUAAAAAGAAUAUAGUACAUAUGUGUUUGCAAAAAUACAUAGAAAUCGCCGAGUCUUUAAAUAUCGUUUCUCGAAGUCAUGGGCGAGGUUUUGAGCAUGAAACAUCCGAAUCUGUACUUCUCCCAACCGAGUCUUGGAGCUCAAUUGAGUAUGCUCAAACUUAUGCCCGUUUCAAAAUGAUGGAAAUUUCCGGCGCUGAUGUUUAUUUACAUAGCGUAUCGUUUGGAAAACAAGAGAGUUUACAAAUGGAGGCAGUCGGAACAGUGCCCCAACUAAGUUGUCUCAGCAACAUUGUGUAUAAAUUAUCAGAAAAAUUAAAAAGCUUGCAAUCGGCAAAAAAUGGUUAUGUAUCAAUGAAUGGAACAUUUUCCGUUUUAUUUGAAGGAGCUUCAGAUAGCUUGGACAUUUUAAAGUUAGUAAAAUACGAUGGUCUGUGUCAAGGAAAACACAGAAAAGUUGCAAAAUAUAUCCCACAACUUUUGAAUACCAAAUGCAAUGCCUCAUAUGGUAGAGAUGCCUUUCAUGAAAUGUUUAUGUCGCAGUGGCGAAUAGUCCAGAGUGAAUAUGAUUCCAUUUUUCAUGGUGAUUUAUGCAUUGUUCUUGCUUUAGGAUAUUUUUAUGUCAUGGAUAUCCAGGAUUCCACCCUGUCAAUUUCUGACUUAAACCAAUAUUUGAGUUCGUAUCAAGAACGAUUAGAAAAUCAACGCUCAAGAUCUAAAGUACCGUAUUCCUUUUCCUUUUUACCGAUAAACAGCAAUUUAGAAAACAUUGAAAAAAUCCUUUCUGAACAUUUCGUGGAAAUACAAACGGAGAAAAGAGUAAAAGUCCGACUUGGAAAUAUGGGAAUGUGUGAUCUGGAUGAAAAUCUAAGUUUUUUACGAUGGAAUGCACCAGAAAUAAAAUGGUUUCUUGGUCAAAUAAUUUGCAAAUGUGAAAACAGAACGAGCGUCAGAUGUAAAAUGCAGUCGUUCAGAAAUUUAAAAGAAAAGGCAUUACAAAGUAUGAAAGAGUAUGAACUCUUAGUGGAUCACAUAUUUAAUGGGUCUCUCUGUAAAAAAAACGACAAUGUGUAUGUUAUCAGAAAUGAAAUUGUCAAAUACAUUCGAGAAAAGGAAAUAACAGUUUAUUCCAAUUUAAAUUUAAAUACUGAAAACGAAGCAUGGCGGUUAGUUCGGGUUGAAGUGUCAAAAAUUCGUGAAUAUGAGGUAGGUUAUCUUGACCGUCAGGUUGCAAAAUGUAUCUCUGAAAGAACUGAAUUAGUGAUCAUACCACCAACCCCUGACACCAAAUCAUCAGAAGACGAGAUCAGAAAUUAUGUAGACUGUCUUUGGGAUGUUGCUUUGUACUUUGGAAAUGUUAUGGAUAGUUAAGUUUAC
Molecule: messenger RNA, 5276 nt
Organism: Magallana angulata
Lineage: Eukaryota; Metazoa; Mollusca; Bivalvia; Ostreida; Ostreidae
Exons: 6
Coding region: 45-5270 (1741 amino acids)
Biological process (GO): siRNA processing
Cellular component (GO): nuclear RNA-directed RNA polymerase complex
Molecular function (GO): RNA-directed RNA polymerase activity
Source: RefSeq, a predicted model, not a curated record